UGGCUAAGCACAGACCUUGGGAGUUUUUCCUGUUUUGCAAAAUGAUGACCAUCUCUUUGAUUUGGGGGAUUGCUGCAGUAGUGUGCUGCUGCAUAUGGGUUAUCUUUGGCAUAAGGAGAAGGAAAGUAGGGGAACCUCCACUGGAGAAUGGGCUGAUUCCAUACCUGGGCUGUGCUCUGAAAUUUGGGUCCAAUCCUCUUGAGUUCCUGAGAGCCAAUCAAAGGAAGCAUGGUCAUGUUUUUACCUGCAAACUGAUGGGGAAAUAUGUCCACUUUAUCACAAACUCCUUGUCAUACCAUAAGGUGUUAUGCCAUGGAAAAUAUUUUGACUGGAAAAAAUUUCAUUACACUACUUCUGCAAAGGCAUUUGGGCACAGAAGCAUUGACCCAAAUGAUGGAAAUACCACGGAAAACAUAAACAACACUUUUACAAAAACCCUCCAGGGAGCUGCUUUGCAUUCACUCUCUGAAGCCAUGAUGCAAAACCUCCAAACUGUCAUGAGGUGUCCUGGCCUUGCUCAAACAAAGAGCGCUGCCUGGGUCACCGAAGGAAUGUACGCCUUCUGCUACCGAGUGAUGUUUGAAGCCGGAUAUCUAACUCUGUUUGGCAGAGAUACUUCAAAGCCAGACACACAAAGAGCGCUUAUUCUAAACAACCUUGACAGCUUCAAGCAAUUUGAUCAAGUCUUUCCAGCGCUGGCGGCAGGCCUUCCUAUUCACUUGUUCAAGACCGCACAUAAGGCCCGGGAAACGCUGGCUGAGGGCUUGAAGCAUGAGAACCUCUCUGUGAGGGACCAGGUCUCUGAACUGAUCCGUCUGCGCAUGUUUCUCAAUGACACUCUCUCCACCUUUGACGACAUGGAGAAGGCCAAGACGCACCUCGCUAUCCUCUGGGCAUCUCAAGCAAAUACCAUUCCUGCAACUUUCUGGAGCUUAUUUCAAAUGAUCAGGAAUCCUGAAGCAUUGAAAGCAGCCUCUGAAGAAGUGGUUGGAGCGUUACAGAGUGCUGGCCAAGACCCUGGCCCUGGAGGGAAUGACAUUUAUUUGGAUCAAAUGCAACUGAACGACCUGCCAGUACUAGAUAGCAUCAUCAAGGAGGCUCUGAGGCUUUCCAGUGCAUCCUUGAAUAUCCGGACUGCUAAGGAGAAUUUCACUCUACAUCUUGAGGAUGGUUCCUAUAACAUCCGAAAAGAUGACAUCAUAGCUCUUUAUCCACAGUUAAUGCAUUUGGAUCCUGAAAUCUACCCAGAGCCUCUGACUUUUAAAUAUGAUCGGUACCUUGAUGAGAAGAGGAAGACAAAGACCUCCUUCUACAGCAAUGGGAACAAACUCAAGUAUUUCUACAUGCCAUUUGGAUCAGGAGCUACAAUAUGUCCUGGAAGACUAUUUGCUGUUCAAGAAAUCAAGCAAUUUUUGAUUCUGAUGCUUUCAUACUUUGAACUGGAACUUGUAGAGAGCCAAGUCAAGUGUCCCCCUUUAGACCAGUCCAGGGCAGGCUUGGGAAUUUUGCCACCAUUAAAUGAUAUUGAGUUUAAAUAUAAACUGAAACAUCUGUGACAUGCAGUUGGAAGAAGAGGGUACUGGAUGAUGGUAUUGGACUGCAGAGAGCUGUCACAGAAUAGGCCCUUGGAACAAGUGUUCAUGGAUGCUUCCCAGUGACUGACUGUGCCCAUGAAAAGAACUGUACCCAGGGUACCACUUUCUGCUCUCACUGCCUGAGUCCCUCGGUGCUCAGAUCUCUGAGGCCUGAGUUUCACCACUCUCAGAAAGCAAUGUCUUUUGUUACUAUUUUCAAAAUGAAGAUAUUCCAAUUGGCAGGAUUUUUUCCUAAGGAAAUUGUUUUAUACUUUUAUGAAAACUACUGAUUAAUUAUGAAAAGGCUUCAAAUUCACGUUUUAGUGAUAAUACUUUUUUCACUAGUUAAGUUCUUCAUGUGUGAGCAUAU
Messenger RNA from Onychomys torridus (southern grasshopper mouse), 1944 nucleotides. RefSeq names its product cholesterol 7-alpha-monooxygenase. Gene Ontology annotation, molecular function: heme binding; cholesterol 7-alpha-monooxygenase activity; iron ion binding. Bases 42 to 1556 code for a protein of 504 amino acids. The record is from RefSeq and is a predicted model, not a curated record. The transcript has 6 exons. NCBI's taxonomy places the organism in Eukaryota, Metazoa, Chordata, Mammalia, Rodentia, Cricetidae. Gene Ontology annotation, biological process: cellular response to glucose stimulus; cholesterol catabolic process; bile acid biosynthetic process.